This is a messenger RNA of Leptinotarsa decemlineata (Colorado potato beetle), 1350 nucleotides long. RefSeq lists its product as uncharacterized. NCBI's taxonomy places the organism in Eukaryota, Metazoa, Arthropoda, Insecta, Coleoptera, Chrysomelidae. Gene Ontology annotation, molecular function: calcium ion binding. The record is from RefSeq and is a predicted model, not a curated record.
AAAAUGACUCAAUGCUUUCGAUUAAUAUAUUGUCUUUCUGUUGAACUGUCAAGACGUGAAACUGUCAUUAUUUCACAAUGACUAUAUAUUUUAUACUAUUGGGUUUGAUAUUCAUGAACCAUAACGUGUAUCCAAACGAGAACAUCUCUACAACAGAAAAUAGUGAUUUUGAUACCAGUAAAACAAGCAUUUCGGAAGAUGAUUUUGUGGAAGCUCUGAAAGAUAUAGCUUACUAUCUUCGUGCACAUAAAUUCAAUGAGUAUGACAGACGUUAUGAGACAGAUUAUGAAAAAGCGGAAAGGAGGUAUUUCAAAGAAUUUCCCCGACCCCCGCUGCGAUCUCUCCAUUGGGAAGUUCAUAAAUUUUGUGAGCCGUCGUUCAGGGAAUGCGUGGAAUAUCUAAAGAGGCGAAUUAAACUGACAGCCUCCAGGCGAGUAGACGAUACUGCAGUAGUUAUGCAGGAACAGAAAUGGACCUUUCCCAACAAUUCCGCUCAGAUCAACCAAAUUGACGAGGAGUGCAAAAAACAGCGCAGGAAAGACGAUACGUUAGCUGAUCCUUUUGAAGGUCCUUUGGAGCGUUUCCAAUGGAGAGCCACAGCAAGUUAUUACAUGUGCUGGUACACGAUGAGCAAGAUAUCGGAUAUGGAGCACCUUUCUGAAAGCUGCGAUAAUUUCGCCAACUGCUUGGAUACUAAUCUCGGAAGUAACAACCAUGAUAAAAGGGCCGAUGAUUCGAAAACAUUCAGUUGUGCUGCAUACAGUUUUUGUCCCGAUCCUUGCUGUCCUUUCAAACAUUUGACUCGAAUGGAAACCUGCUGGAAUUCGCCGGAUAAUCCUUGUUUCCGGGGUAAUCCGGAUGGCCAAAGGGAAUGUUCGUUUAAUUUGUCACGAAAUACGGAGUUUAGCAAUAUCGUCUGGAACAGAUGGAACGUGACUUGUCGGUGUCCAAAACCCGGCUACGAAUGGAAUUCUCGCUACGGAAUUUGUAUAGAUGUGAAUGAAUGCACAUCGAAAACUCAUAACUGCCGUGAGGAAUCGGAAGCCUGUGUUAAUUUGCCGGGUGGAUUCAGAUGUGUUUGCAGAUGGGGAUAUAUCUGGAUUGAGAAGGAAAAAAAAUGUUUGCCGAGUGCCAUUUUAUCAUUACUGAAACUGGGGAGAAAAACUGAAAACGUAACAAACAAAAGUGAAACUCUCCUGAAAAAAAUAAGAAAAUUUUUCAAAAGGAAUUCCGGCACAACAAUCAACAAUCAAGCCGUUAAAAUAAUCUAUUUAUUUUUGAUAGAGAUGCUUGUGAAGUUUCAGUGAAUUGUUAUUACUUAUUUCUGAUGUACUCUCUAUGAGAAUGAGA